GGGAAUAAUGGAUCUGUAGUGCCAGGAAGAAUCUCUGCCACCCAAAGGGGAGCUUGAUGAGAUGAAAGCCCAGCUGAGCCGAGAGACAGAGUUAGAUUCCUGGUGACACUGGAGCUUCUUGAUCCAGGUCAUCAGAGCCAGAAUUCCAACCCACGUCUCUCUGACCCCAAAUCCUGCUUCUCUGACCAUGAGGAAUAGUUGCCAGAUUUGGACAUUUAGAGACAAGAGUCUUGGGGCGGGCAGCCCAUGGAGCCGGGGCUGCUGCGGCCAGCGCCAGUGAGCGAGGUUAUCGUCCUGCAUUACAACUACACCGGGAAGCUCCGCGGUGCGCGCUACCAGCCCGGCGCGGGGCUGCGCGCCGACGCCGUCGUGUGCCUGGCCGUGUGCGCACUCAUCGUACUCGAGAACUUGGCCGUGCUGAUCGUGCUCGGACGCCACCCGCGCUUCCAUGCGCCCAUGUUCCUGCUCCUGGGUAGCCUCACGCUGUCCGACCUGCUGGCGGGCGCCGCCUAUGCAGCCAACAUCCUGUUGUCGGGGCCUCUCACGCUGCGCCUGUCGCCCGCGCUCUGGUUCGCUCGUGAGGGUGGCGUCUUCGUGGCGCUCGCCGCGUCCGUGCUGAGCCUCUUGGCCAUCGCGCUCGAGCGCCUCCUCACCAUGGAGCGCCGGGGACCCGCUCCCGCCGCCCGUCGGGGGCGCACGCUGGCGCUGGCGGCCGCGGCCUGGGGCGUGUCGCUGCUCCUCGGGCUACUGCCCGCGCUCGGCUGGAAUUGUCUCGGCCGUCUGGACGCCUGCUCCACGGUCCUGCCGCUCUACGCCAAGGCCUACGUGCUCUUCUGCGUGCUCGCCUUUGUUGGCAUCCUGGCUGCCAUCUGCGCACUCUACGCGCGGAUCUACUGCCAAGUGCGCUCCAAAGCGCGGCGCCUGGGGGCCCACCCCGGGGCUGGCGAGGGUGCCUCGACCCGCGCACGCCGCAGGCCGCGCUCGUUGGCGCUGUUGCGCACGCUCAGCGUGGUGCUCCUGGCCUUCGUGGCUUGUUGGGGGCCACUCUUCCUGCUGCUCUUGCUGGACGUGGCGUGCCCGGCGCGCGCCUGCCCUGUGCUCCUGCAGGCGGACCCCUUCCUGGGCCUGGCCAUGGCCAACUCGCUUCUGAACCCCAUUAUCUACACGUUCACCAACCGCGACAUGCGCCAAGCGCUCCUGCGCCUCCUCUGCUGCGGCCGCCGCUGGUGCAGCCUAGGCCCGGUUGCCUCCCAGCCGUCGGGGAGCCCCCCUGGGGUUUCGGGUGGCCUGCAGCGCUGGCUGCCUCCUGGCCUGGAUGGCAGCUCCAGCCACUCCGAGCGCUCGUCACCCCAGCGGGACGGGCUGGACACCAGCGGCUCGAAAGGCAGCCCUGGCGCGCUCACAGCCGCCUGGACCCUGGUACCCCCUCCAGACGCAGACUGAUGCCCUUUGGUCCUGCCACUGGCCUCCCUAAGAGCUCUUUCGCAGACUUUCUUGCUAAAUAAAGGAAUUUAUAGGAAAAGCAGCUGAAGAUGGUGGAGGCAGAAAAGACGCAGGAGAAUGUAUUUUAUUGACCCUUUUAAACCCCACGGCAAUGAACAAAACAGACAAAAAUCCCUUCCCUUGUGGGAUUGAUGUUCUGGUGGCGGACAUAGACAAUAACGGAAUGAAGAGGUAUGGAGAUAAUUCCAGUGACAAUACAGUGAUGCGAUGGUGGUCAGGGGAUGCCUCUCUGCAGAGGUGGUGACAUGUGACGUGAGAUGGACUGUCCUGGGAACUUCUGAAGGAAGAUCAUUUCAGGGUGGGGCUGCAAAGGCCCUGAGCCUAGAAUAUGCCUGUGUGUUCUCUGAAAAGCACACAUGUCAAUGUGGCUGGAGCAGAGGAUGGCGAGGGAGAGUGGGAGGAAACAAAGGCAGGGAAAUAAUGGGACAGAUGGGGCAGGGACUUAUGAGCCCAGGGGAGGACUUUCUUUUGCUCUGAGUGAAGUGGGAUUCAUGGAGGGUUCUAGGCAGAGGAGGGACUUAAUCUGGCUCACGUGUUUACAGAUGCCUCUGGUCUCUGUGGAGGGUGAAGCUAGGAGAACAAGGUGAUGGUGACUGCACUGGCCUAGGGGAGUGAUGAUAAGGAAUCAGACCGUGUGGAUUCUCCAUGGAUUUGGGAGGUAUUGGACAGAAUUCCGGAGGAAAUUGGGUGUGGGGGAGAAAGGAGUCAAGGACAGCUCUUCACUCUAGAGGAGAGACCAAAGACAGGGCACCCUAAAAUUUGACUCUUGGAGACUCAGCCAAUUCCUAUCUGAAACAAGAUUUGUUUGAAUGUGGUGUCAGAUCC
Messenger RNA from Mesoplodon densirostris (Blainville's beaked whale), 2328 nucleotides. It is a transcript of the gene S1PR5, whose product is annotated as sphingosine-1-phosphate receptor 5. Lineage: Eukaryota; Metazoa; Chordata; Mammalia; Artiodactyla; Ziphiidae. Gene Ontology annotation, molecular function: sphingosine-1-phosphate receptor activity. The transcript has 3 exons. Gene Ontology annotation, biological process: G protein-coupled receptor signaling pathway. The record is from RefSeq and is a predicted model, not a curated record. Gene Ontology annotation, cellular component: membrane. Bases 247 to 1443 code for a protein of 398 amino acids.